AUGCGGGCACACCUAUUUAUCAUUGCAGUUCUCUUUUUGAGUACCGUGGCGUUUGCAAAUGUUAUAGGAAUUGACUUUGGUUCCGACUACAUUGAAGUUGCAGGGCCUCAUAGUGGGAAUACUGUUGAUAUCGUGUUGAAUGAGCAGUCACAUCGAAAGACAGACAACUUCAUCGGCUUCAGGAACGGCGAGAAAUAUAUUGGGGACCAGGCCAAAGCCUUGGCUGCUCGAUUUCCUUUGAAUUUCGUGACGAUGAUCAAUCAGCUCAUAGGGGUUACAUAUGACUCUUCGGAGUUUGCGGAUUUCAAGAAGCUGGACUGUGAAUUUGAAACUCACCCUGAUGAACGGAAUGGUGUUGAGUUUGCUUUUGGUGAUCAGAAUGGAAAUUAUUCGGUUGAUGAACUAUACGCCAUGAUGCUCCAUUAUUGCCGAAGUAUAUCACAAAAAGACGGAGUGAUUGACCCCAAAAAUGUUGUGAUUACAAUGCCGUUUCACUCUUCAUUGGGAAAACGACAAGCUGUAUUGGAAUCUGCCCGUCUAAUGGAUAUAAAUGUUUUGGGAUUAAUGCACAGUACUACAGCCGCUGCGCUGUAUUACGGUGUUCGUCGCCGAGGAUUUGGAAACAAGACAAUUCAUUUACUUGUAUAUGAUAUCGGAAGUACUCACACAGAAGUCGGUAUUUACAAAUUCACGCCGCCAGAGACGCAAACUGGGAAGAAAACAAAGUCCUCGGAUAGUUUUGGUACGCUAACCACGGUAGCUGUUGUGGACGAUACAUUACUGGGCGGCAGAGCUUUUGACUUAUGUAUUGCAAGAGUGAUAGAAGCUGAGGCCAUGGCUAAAAUGAAAAUUCCUGCAAUUAUUGGUGGUACAACUUUACAGCUGCGAAAAUCUCAGUUUUCAUUGCUUCGUGCGGCUAAAAAAGCUCGAGAAAUACUCUCCGCUAACAGCAAGACACCUGUCACUGUUGAAGGUAUAGUUCCAGACAGUGAUUUUCACACUGAAAUAUCAAGAAAAGACAUAGAAGAGAAAUGUACUAAACUGUUUGAACGAGCGCCAAAUAUUGCAGAGGAAGCCAUAUCGAAGGCUGGAUUAACAUUGAAUGAUAUUGACGCGUUUGAAAUGAUGGGUGGCGCUUCGCGAACUCCUAAAAUUAUAGCUGAUCUUUCUGCCUUUCUCGGUAGAGAGGUGGACCGGACGUUGAACUCAGAUGAAGCAGCAGCCAUAGGUGCUGCUUACUAUGCCCUUCGACUCUCAUCCAUUUACCGUGUACGCUCUUUUCGUGUGAUGGAGCAUAUACCAUUUACCUUUUAUUUUGGUGUUAUACCCACACUAGCGAAGUCUCCUGGUUCAAAACGAAUACUUGUUGAAAACCCUGUUAUAGGUUCUCGAAGAAGCAUCACUCUUAACCGAACUGAUGAUUUUAGUAUUCAGCUUUUUGAUUCUAGUGAUUUGGUUGGGGAGGUCGCUGUAACGGGUGUGAAGGCUGCGUUGGAGCAAACGCACCACUAUAUAUCAGAGCUUCAGCACCCAAACAAUAGUCAUAUUGUUCGUAUUCAGUUGCGCCUUAAUGAAUCUGGACUUUUUGAGGUUGAAGAGGCCGAUGUCAUUUACCGUUAUGCAGCAAAUGUAUCAACUAAGACCAAGGUGAAUGUUUCAUCCAAUGAAGAGAAUAUUACUCACCAAAGUGAUUAUUUGAUUAAGAUGAAACGUAAGGUAGUGCCCAUUUCUGCAACAGUGAGUUUCACAAGGCCUUCACCGUUACCAAGAGAAAAAUUCCGUCUUGUAAAGGAUAAAAUAUUUCAAUUGCUCGACAAGGAGAAGAAGAAGCACGAAGCUGCUAUUGCAAAGAACAACCUUGAAGCGUAUGUGUUUUGGUCAAAGAGCGAUGGAGUGUUGGAAAAUUCUACGGCCUUGGCUAUGUUUACUUCAAGAGAACUUGAUGAACUGAAAGCCAAGUUGGCAGAAGUACAGGAGUGGCUUGAAGACGGCGAGGGGAGUUAUGAAACUUGCGGUAAGGAGACGUAUGAAACGAAAUUGAACGAACUAAAACAGCUUGUGCGCCAGCGAUCACAAAGCACCAAAGACACCCCCGCUCCAGAAAGCGGCGAUGAUGGUGUUAAAGGCGAUUUGUGA
Molecule: messenger RNA, 2136 nt
Organism: Trypanosoma grayi
Lineage: Eukaryota; Euglenozoa; Kinetoplastea; Trypanosomatida; Trypanosomatidae
Product: hypoxia up-regulated 1
Exons: 1
Coding region: 1-2136 (711 amino acids)
Biological process (GO): negative regulation of hypoxia-induced intrinsic apoptotic signaling pathway; cellular response to hypoxia; endoplasmic reticulum unfolded protein response
Cellular component (GO): endoplasmic reticulum chaperone complex
Molecular function (GO): ATP binding; ATP-dependent protein folding chaperone
Source: RefSeq, a predicted model, not a curated record